This is a messenger RNA of Chelmon rostratus (copperband butterflyfish), 759 nucleotides long. Its product is annotated as variant surface antigen E-like. Bases 1 to 759 code for a protein of 252 amino acids. The record is from RefSeq and is a predicted model, not a curated record. NCBI's taxonomy places the organism in Eukaryota, Metazoa, Chordata, Actinopteri, Chaetodontiformes, Chaetodontidae. The transcript has 4 exons.
AUGAUGGGCCACAGAGUCACAACACAGCUGCAGACAGACAGCAGCCAAUCGCUCUUCAUCCUGACUCUGGCUUUGUCCAAUGAGAGACGGCUGAAGGGUGCUAACGAUCAAACCAACCAGACCAACCAGACCAAUCAAACCAAUCAGACCAAUCAGACCAACCAGACCAAUCAGACCAACCAGACCAAUCAAACCAAUCAGACCAACCAGACCAAUCAGACCAAUCAGACCAACCAGACCAAUCAGACCAAUCAGACCAACCAGACCAAUCAGACCAACCAGACCAAUCAAACCAAUCAGACCAAUCAGACCAACCAGACCAAUCAGACCAAUCAGACCAAUCAGACCAAUCAGACCAACCAGACCAAUCAGACCAACCAGACCAACCAGACCAAUCAAACCAAUCAGACCAAUCAGACCAAUCAGACCAACCAGACCAAUCAGACCAAUCAGACCAAUCAGACCAACCAGACCAAUCAGACCAAUCAGACCAACCAGACCAAUCAAACCAAUCAGACCAACCAGACCAAUCAGACCAACCAGACCAACCAGACCAAUCAAACCAAUCAGACCAAUCAGACCAAUCAGACCAACCAGACCAAUCAGACCAAUCAGACCAAUCAGACCAACCAGACCAAUCAGACCAAUCAGACCAAACAAUCAGCAACAAAUGAAUUAAGUUUAAUCCAGUCGAUCCUGCCACGUCUGUUGGUAGCGACAACGCAGCUGCUGGACGAAGUCCACAUGAAGACUGUCUGA